Molecule: messenger RNA, 2850 nt
Organism: Scatophagus argus
Lineage: Eukaryota; Metazoa; Chordata; Actinopteri; Scatophagidae
Gene: ddx18
Product: DEAD (Asp-Glu-Ala-Asp) box polypeptide 18
Exons: 14
Coding region: 72-2078 (668 amino acids)
Biological process (GO): maturation of LSU-rRNA from tricistronic rRNA transcript (SSU-rRNA, 5.8S rRNA, LSU-rRNA)
Cellular component (GO): nucleolus
Molecular function (GO): RNA helicase activity; nucleic acid binding; ATP binding
Source: RefSeq, a predicted model, not a curated record
GCAAAGCAGACUGGUACCAUGAAGGGUCCUGAACACCACACACAUACACACGUGUGCUGUGCGCCGUUACCAUGGCGGACCUACAGAUGAAGCUUCUCCGGAAGAAAAUCCAGAAAAGAAACGAGAAGAACAAAAAGCGCAAACUGUUAAACAAGCAGAGAGAAGAAGAAGAAGAAGAGGCGGUAAAGUCGAACGGGCUGGAAGAAGAAUGUUGUGAGGAGCCGACAACUGGAAAACCCGAGGAAAACCCGAAGCAGCAAGCUGAGGAGGAGACCACAGCAGAGGAAACUCCUCUGAAGAAGAAGAAGAAGACAAAGAAGAAAAGAAAACUGGCUGAUGCCGCCGAAUCACCAGCUGAGAAGAAGACCAAAACAGUGAAAGAAGCAGAUGAUGAUGAUGAUGAGGAGGAGGAGGAGGAGGCAGCAUUAGCAGAUGAAGAUGGAGAACAGGCUGCUGGUAAACCAGAGGGAGCUUCAGAUGAAGAAAAGGAGGGAGACGAAGAUGAGGAGGAGGACAAAUCCACUGAGGAAGAUGAUGAACAGGACGACCAGCCUGAACUGCCUACUGGCUUAACAGGAGCGUUUGAGGACACGUCCUUUGCCUCCCUCGAUGGGCUGGUGAGCGAGAACACGCUGAAGGCAGUGAAGGAGAUGGGCUUCGAACACAUGACCGAGAUCCAGCACAAAAGUAUUCGCCCCCUGCUGGAGGGGAGGGAUGUUCUGGCUGCAGCCAAGACAGGAAGCGGUAAAACUUUGGCCUUCCUCAUCCCGUCUAUAGAGCUCAUCUACAAACUCAAGUUCAUGCCCAGGAAUGGCACUGGUGUCGUGAUCCUUUCACCCACUCGUGAGUUGGCAAUGCAGACCUACGGCGUGCUGAAGGAGCUGAUGACGCACCACGUGCACACCUACGGUCUGAUCAUGGGGGGCAGCAACCGCUCGGCUGAGGCCCAAAAACUGGCCAACGGCGUCAACAUCCUGGUGGCCACACCUGGCCGUCUGCUCGACCACCUCCAGAAUACUCCUGGAUUCAUGUUCAAGAACCUGCAGUGUCUGAUUAUUGACGAAGCCGACCGAAUCUUAGAGGUGGGCUUCGAGGAGGAGCUGAAGCAGAUCAUCAAACUGCUGCCGAAGAAGAGACAGACCAUGCUGUUUUCAGCCACUCAGACCCGUAAGGUGGAGGACCUGGCUCGCAUCUCCCUGAAGAGGGAGCCCCUCUACGUGGGUGUGGACGACAACAAAGACAAAGCCACCGUGGAUGGCCUGGAGCAGGGCUACGUGGUGUGUCCGUCAGAGAAGCGCUUCCUGCUUCUCUUCACCUUCCUGAAGAAGAACCGCAAGAAGAAGCUGAUGGUCUUCUUCUCGUCCUGUAUGUCUGUGAAAUUCCACUACGAGCUACUCAACUACAUCGACCUGCCAGUCAUGGCCAUCCAUGGCAAGCAGAAGCAGACCAAACGCACCACCACCUUCUUCCAGUUCUGCAACGCUGAUUCGGGCAUCCUGCUGUGCACGGACGUGGCAGCUCGAGGGCUGGACAUCCCUGAGGUGGACUGGAUCGUCCAGUACGACCCCCCGGAUGACCCCAAGGAGUACAUCCACAGGGUGGGCCGGACAGCCAGAGGCAUCAACGGCAGAGGCCACGCGCUCCUCAUCCUGCGUCCAGAGGAGCUCGGCUUCCUCCGCUUCCUGAAACAGGCUAAGGUCCCAUUGAGUGAGUUUGAAUUUUCAUGGAGUAAAAUCUCUGACAUCCAGUCCCAGCUGGAGAAGCUGAUUGAGAAGAACUACUAUCUCCACAAGUCAGCCCAAGAGGCCUACAAGUCCUACGUGAGGGCUUACGACUCCCACUCGCUCAAACAGAUCUACAGCGUAAACACCCUGAACCUCCCCAUGGUGGCGCUCUCGUUCGGCUUCAAAGUGCCUCCAUACGUCGACCUGAACGUCCACAGCAGUAAAGGCGUGAAGUUGCAGAAGCGUGGUGGCGGAGGCGGUUUUGGAUAUCAGAAGUCCAAAAACGUGCAAAAGUCCAAAUUCUUUAAGCACGUCAAUAAAGGCAAAAGUGAGAAGAGGCAGUUCUCCCGCUGAGGCCAUUUAAACUCUGGACUGAUUCGUCUGCGAGCCUGGAGAACCACCCGGUUGACAUGAACAUGAACUUCCUGCUUCGACUUGGGCAUAAUGUCGCCUUUGUGACACGCCACCUUCAGACUUUAUUUAGGCUCUCAUUUCCUCCUGUGAGUUGUGUACAAGUAUUUUGUAAAUGUACCAGAAAUGUGUUCCUUACACCUGACUGGAUUAUUAAAUCUGUUGACUUUGAAUACUUAAAGUUCAUUCAUAUUAUAUCAACUUUUUUUUUAAUUACAAUGAAGUCAUGAUGUUUACAACCCAGCUCAGAUCUUCAUCACAUUUAUUGCACGGUCUACAGCAUUCCUCCAGAGCUAAAGCACUUUCGCUGUACGUCUUUUCAAAACAAUUACAAAAAACAAAAACAAAACUCAACAGCAUGCUGAUAUAUGGUGUAAUAAUCCUCAGUACAAACAUGAACAAACCUUUUCUGAGUAAAUCACAAAUCAGUCAACAGAAAUUCAUAAAACGUACCCUUCUGAAUCUGAAUUUAAACAACGUUCGGCUUUCUGAAAGUUUGACUUCGUCUUCAUUCUGAGAUGUUCCUCAGUGGACGCGUUGGACGGCUCGCAUGUCAGACGGCUGCGUUUUCAUUGGACUUGCAUAUAAAAUUGUGUGAACAGAAAUCAAGCUGUUGGUUUUACAUUUAGUUGAAGGUUCCUUAAUCGUCACGGCUCUGACUACAGUAGUGAUGAAUCUAAAAAAUAUAAAAAUCACUCCCUAAAAAUGGUCAAGU